CAAAAACAAAACUUAGAAUUAGACAGAAGUGAGACGAGUUCAGGACACCAGACAGACAGAGGGACUCCCUCACUCCCAGUGCUUCACAGCUUCGUGAAGUGAAAUCAAAAGGGAAACAUUUGGAGAUCACUAUUUUUCCCUCUCAACAUGACUUCAACAAUAAACCUGGGACCCUCAGCUAAUCCCAAUGCAAAACCUACUGAUUUUGACUUCUUGAAGGUGAUUGGAAAAGGAAGCUUUGGAAAGGUGCUUCUGGCUAAAAGGAAAUGUGACGGCAACUUUUAUGCUGUUAAGGUAUUACAGAAAAAGACAAUCCUGAAAAAGAAGGAGCAAGCACAUAUUAUGGCAGAGAGGAAUGUUCUUCUUAAGAAUUUAAAGCAUCCCUUCCUGGUAGGACUGCACUACUCCUUCCAAACUCCGGAGAAGCUCUACUUUGUUUUGGACUAUGUGAAUGGAGGGGAGCUAUUCUUCCAUUUACAAAGGGAGCGUUCUUUUCUGGAGCCCCGUGCAAGAUUCUACUCUGCUGAGGUGGCCAGUGCCAUUGGUUAUCUGCACUCUCAAAAUAUCAUUUAUAGGGAUUUAAAACCAGAAAACAUUCUGUUGGACAGCCAGGGACAUGUAGUGCUGACUGAUUUUGGGCUGUGUAAAGAGGGGAUGGAACCCGAAGAGACCACCAGCACAUUCUGUGGGACCCCAGAGUAUCUGGCACCAGAGGUUUUGAAGAAGCAGCCAUAUGACCGCACAGUGGACUGGUGGUGCCUGGGAGCCGUUAUUUAUGAGAUGUUGUAUGGGCUGCCCCCUUUUUACAGUCGUGAUGUGUCCCAGAUGUAUGAUAAUAUCCUGCACCAGUCAUUACAGCUCCCGGGUGGAAAAACCAUUGCUGCCUGUGAUAUUCUACGUGGACUACUGCAUAAAGACCAGCACAGUCGUCUCGGUGCCAAGGCUGACUUUUUGGAGAUCAAGAACCAUGUUUUCUUCAGCCCGAUUAACUGGGAUGACUUGUACCACAAGAGGAUUGACCCACCCUAUAACCCAAACGUGGCUGGUCCUAGUGAUUUACGCCAUUUUGAUCCAGAAUUCACAAAGGAGGCAGUCUCAAAUUCACUGAUCCGAACACCCGACAUGAACCUCAGCAGUUCCAGCAGCUCCAGUGCCUUCCUUGGAUUCUCAUAUGCACAAAGUGAUGAAGACUUUCUGAGCUGAGAAGACGCAAUAUGAAUUUAUAUAUAUAUAUAUAUUAAUACAGACAUAAAAACAGCCCCCUCCCUCAUUAUUCUUCUAGUAGCCGAAGAAGCAUUACAGGCUACACUGCUAAGAAAGAAAGACAUCUCCAUCUCAUCGCUCCAGAAGUAAUUCACAUGAAAUAUGUGAAUGAAAAAAGAGGGGAAUAGCACAGGAUGGUGAAAAUUGGAAAAUAUCAGACUGUCAAUUUUUACAUUCCAAAGGAAUAUAUAUAUAUAUUAGACAGAAAUACUCUAUUACAGAUGCCAGCACUGUGGGUUUUCUGUUGGACUUGUUAGUCUGACAAGGAGAAGCCAACUCUGGUUGCACAAUUUCCACUUUUAAUUUUUCAUUGCUGCAUUCCACUUUACACAUUCCUAAUUCUACAUUGUUUCCCCUACUCUGAUUUGCAGUUAUUUCCUCUGAUUUCUUGCUGUUAUUGUCACUGCCUCAUUUCUCCCACUGUGUCCCCUCAUCUCCUAUUUAUUGUUGCUAAAUUCACGUGUCUCUAUCAGCCUGUUCUUCCUCUUAUCUAGCUGUAUAAUAAAUAACUAGAUUACAAGGGGAACACAAAAAUAUUAGCACUACCGAACUCUUACACCGCUCAAGUUAAAUCAAUAGUGCUCUUAUUAGUGUGCUUAUAUUACAAAUUGAAAGUAAAAGGGUAUUUUCUUAAGCGAAAGCCUUGAGAUCUAUCAUCUGGAGGUCUGAUAUAUCUCUAUGGUGCUAUAUCUAUAUUCUAUUUUUAAAGUAAAAACUGGUGUUAACAUUGUUUUAAAGUGAUAUGGUAUGACAAGGUGUUUCACUGUGAACGGCUUAACACUGUAUGUGUAUAUAUAUAUAAAUAUAUAUAUAUAUAUACACAUACACACACAUAUAUAUAUAUACACAUAUACAUACACACAAUAUAUAUACACACACACAUAUACAAUAUAUAUAUAUAUAUAUAUAUAUAUAU
Messenger RNA from Bombina bombina (fire-bellied toad), 2179 nucleotides. It is a transcript of the gene SGK2, whose product is annotated as serum/glucocorticoid regulated kinase 2. The record is from RefSeq and is a predicted model, not a curated record. The transcript is spliced from 12 exons. Bases 148 to 1203 code for a protein of 351 amino acids. NCBI's taxonomy places the organism in Eukaryota, Metazoa, Chordata, Amphibia, Anura, Bombinatoridae. Gene Ontology annotation, biological process: protein phosphorylation. Gene Ontology annotation, molecular function: protein serine/threonine kinase activity; ATP binding.